Plenodomus lingam JN3 is the source of this 834-nucleotide messenger RNA. RefSeq names its product adenylate kinase (gene ADK1). NCBI's taxonomy places the organism in Eukaryota, Fungi, Ascomycota, Dothideomycetes, Pleosporales, Leptosphaeriaceae. The record is from RefSeq and is a predicted model, not a curated record. Gene Ontology annotation, molecular function: AMP kinase activity; ATP binding. Gene Ontology annotation, biological process: ADP biosynthetic process. Gene Ontology annotation, cellular component: cytoplasm; mitochondrion.
AUGGCUCCUCUUACCGACACGGUCGUCGAUGACCUGAAGAGCACUGUCUCGAGACUGGAGCAGCGCAUCGCCGAACUGGAGAACAGGCUGAGCGGUCAUGGAGCGAGCGCGCCGGCGUCGACGGAGAGCGUGCGCAUGAUUUUGAUGGGGCCUCCGGGUGCUGGCAAAGGCACGCAGGCACCGCGAAUCAAGGAGAAGUUCUGCGCCUGCCAUUUGGCCACUGGAGACAUGCUGCGCGCCCAGGUCGCGGCCAAGACGACGCUCGGCCGGGAAGCGAAGAAGAUUAUGGAUGCGGGUGGCCUGGUCAGCGACGAGAUCAUGGUCAACAUGAUCAGGACUGAGCUCGAGAACAACGAGGAGUGCAGGAAGGGCUUCAUCCUCGAUGGCUUCCCCCGCACAGUCACUCAAGCCGAGAAACUCGACGGCAUGCUCGAAGCCACCAACAAGCCCCUCCAGCACGCCGUCGAACUGCAAAUCGAUGAUGGCCUGCUCGUCUCGCGUAUCACUGGGCGCCUCGUCCACCCCGCCUCCGGUCGCUCCUACCACAAGAUCUUCAACCCACCCAAGGCACCCAUGACCGACGAUGUCACCGGCGAGCCCCUCAUUCAGCGCUCAGACGACAACGAGGACACUCUCAAGAAGCGUCUGUCGACUUACCACGCCCAGACGGCGCCCGUCGUAGCUUACUACCAGAAGACGGGUAUCUGGAAACCUAUUGAUGCGAGCCAAGAUCCUGGACAGGUGUGGAAGAGCUUAUUGAAGAUUUUUGACGACAAGGCCAUGGUUGCUGGACGGUCGGGGAGCUUGUUGAACAAGAUUGGGCUUAAGAACUAG